Rubroshorea leprosula is the source of this 381-nucleotide messenger RNA. NCBI's taxonomy places the organism in Eukaryota, Viridiplantae, Streptophyta, Magnoliopsida, Malvales, Dipterocarpaceae. The record is from the annotation of a GenBank genome assembly.
AAAGUCAGCACCAAUUUUUUUAUUUUGAAUCCCAAAAAAAAAGGAAAAAAAAUAGAUAGAAGAAUGAAGCUACCUAUGAUAGAUCUAGAGCCGUACUUGAAGAUCACCAGCCAACUCAACGGUGACUCUGCUAAGGAAAAGGCUGACAUCAGGGCUGGAUUUGGUAAGUUGUGCAGUGAGGUGAGUCGUGUGCUCAAGGAAACUUGGGCAUUGCUGGUCAAUGAUCCAAGAUGUACGGCAAAGGACAACGAUCGAUUCCUUGACAUGAUGGAGAAAAAAUUGGUGUUGGGGAUUAAGUCAGUGACAUGGGAUUAUGUUUGAAAAACUGAAGGAAUCGAAGGAGUUGAGGAGGCAAGGAGGCGAUAAAGAUGGACAUGGACA